Molecule: messenger RNA, 3282 nt
Organism: Capra hircus (goat)
Lineage: Eukaryota; Metazoa; Chordata; Mammalia; Artiodactyla; Bovidae
Gene: PAX6
Product: paired box 6
Exons: 10
Coding region: 891-2312 (473 amino acids)
Biological process (GO): regulation of transcription by RNA polymerase II; anatomical structure development
Molecular function (GO): DNA-binding transcription factor activity, RNA polymerase II-specific; RNA polymerase II cis-regulatory region sequence-specific DNA binding
Source: RefSeq, a predicted model, not a curated record
UUUCUGGGGAGGGGGCUACAGGGGUGCUAACUCCUUCUCCCUAUUCUCAGUUUAGACAAUAGGGUGAGGUUGUGAGAUAACCAGAUAAAGGAGGGAAGGGGACACUGUGGUGUGGUCUUUUCCUUUUCUUUUCACUUUUUGAUUUUUGCUCCUAUCUGUCCUGGGCUGUGGGGAGGGCCGAAUUUAGCAUCAGAAGUAAAAGCGGAGCUGUAGCUGGUGCAGACAGACUCCCAGACCUCUGCCCCACCGUAGCAGCCAGACUACUUUGUGGUUGGAGCCGAUCUGAGGGGCUUGAGGAAGCCUGCAUGGGAGGUGCUGAACCCAGGUUGCGGUUCACUAGCGACAGAUUUGCUGUUCUGGUUCUCCUUUACUCCAUUCCCUUUUCUUCUCCUAUUUUUUUUUUUUUUUUUUUUAAAUCCUGGUGCUUCACCAGAGUUUGGAGUAUGACAGCGAGUGUUUCUGGACUCUAGCAUCUGAGGGAGCACUGAAGAGCUGUAGGGUUUGCCAUCACAGUUCUAACAGUGCAGGGAGCUUGAAGAUGCAGUGGGGGUUAUGUAGGACUCGUGGUUUUUCGUUACACUCAGGGGGGAUCUUUCGGAGAAUGUUUCUGAGCUGAUUGCGCCUUGUGGGUUCAAAGACUGACUGGGGUGUUCCUGGAGGGCAGCAGUGGGCUGGGGGUUCUGGAGUGAAAGCACUAAGUAGUAGUGAGGUGCGUGUGUUCUUACGUGUGUCUGCACCGUGCUUCUGUUCUGCAGUCGGUGGGCAGGAGCUCCGCUGUGUCUGGGCUGGGCUGCCCGAUGCCUGGAAUGGCUUUGAGGUCCUGUUGUCAUUUUCCAUCGAGAGCAGGGACCUGAUCACUGAGGUUGGCCAGGGCUGGCAGGGAGCUGAGGAUGCAUUGUGGUUGUCUUUUCUUCUUUUCCUUCUUCCUCCUCCACCUCCUCCUUCCCCUUCUUCUCUUUCUUGCCCCUUCUUCCCCUCCUCUCUGCUCUGCUCUCCUCUCCCUUUCUUCAGGUCACAGCGGAGUGAAUCAGCUCGGUGGUGUCUUUGUCAACGGGCGGCCACUGCCGGACUCCACCCGGCAGAAGAUCGUAGAGCUAGCUCACAGCGGGGCCCGGCCGUGCGACAUUUCCCGAAUUCUGCAGACCCAUGCAGAUGCAAAAGUCCAAGUGCUGGACAAUCAAAACGUGUCCAACGGAUGUGUGAGUAAAAUUCUGGGCAGGUAUUACGAGACUGGCUCCAUCAGACCCAGGGCAAUCGGUGGUAGUAAACCGAGAGUAGCGACUCCAGAAGUUGUAAGCAAAAUAGCCCAGUAUAAGCGGGAGUGCCCGUCCAUCUUUGCUUGGGAAAUCCGAGACAGAUUACUGUCCGAGGGGGUCUGUACCAACGAUAACAUACCAAGUGUGUCAUCAAUAAACAGAGUUCUUCGCAACCUGGCUAGCGAAAAGCAACAGAUGGGCGCAGACGGCAUGUAUGAUAAACUAAGGAUGUUGAAUGGGCAGACCGGAAGCUGGGGCACCCGCCCGGGUUGGUAUCCGGGAACAUCAGUGCCAGGGCAACCUACACAAGAUGGCUGCCAGCAGCAGGAAGGAGGGGGAGAGAAUACCAACUCCAUCAGUUCCAAUGGAGAAGAUUCAGAUGAGGCCCAAAUGCGACUUCAGCUGAAGCGGAAGCUGCAAAGAAAUAGAACAUCCUUUACCCAAGAGCAAAUUGAGGCCCUGGAGAAAGAGUUUGAGAGAACCCAUUAUCCAGAUGUGUUUGCCCGAGAAAGACUAGCGGCCAAAAUAGAUCUACCUGAAGCGAGGAUACAGGUAUGGUUUUCUAAUCGAAGGGCCAAAUGGAGAAGAGAAGAAAAGCUGAGGAAUCAGAGAAGACAAGCCAGCAACACACCUAGUCAUAUUCCUAUCAGCAGUAGUUUCAGCACCAGUGUCUACCAACCCAUCCCACAACCCACCACGCCUGUUUCCUCCUUCACCUCUGGCUCCAUGUUGGGCCGAACAGACACAGCCCUCACAAACACGUACAGUGCUCUGCCGCCCAUGCCCAGCUUCACCAUGGCUAAUAAUCUGCCUAUGCAACCCCCAGUCCCUAGCCAGACCUCCUCGUACUCCUGCAUGCUGCCCACCAGCCCUUCGGUGAACGGGCGGAGUUAUGAUACCUACACCCCCCCACAUAUGCAGACACACAUGAACAGCCAGCCAAUGGGUACCUCGGGCGCCACUUCCACAGGACUCAUUUCCCCUGGUGUGUCAGUUCCAGUUCAAGUUCCUGGAAGUGAACCUGAUAUGUCUCAAUAUUGGCCAAGAUUACAGUAAAAAAAAAAAAAUCAAAAAAACAAAAAGAAUAUAUUGUGUUAAUUCAGUCAGUGACUAUGUGGACACAGCAGUUGGGCGUUCAGGAAGGAAAGAAAAAUGGCUGUUAGAAGCACUUCAGUUCUGCAGUUGUGUCCUCUGGUGUACCACUGGGGAAUGGACUUGAAAACAAGGACCUUUGUAUACAGAAGGCACGAUGUCAGUUGGAACAAAUCUUCAUUUUGGUAUCCAAACUUUUAUUCAUUUUGGUGUAUUAUUUGUAAAUGGGCAUUUGUAUGUUAUAAUGAAAAAGAACAACGUAGACUGGAUGGAUGUUUGAUCUCUGUUGAUCAUGAAGUUGUUUUAAAAGAAAAAAGGAAAUCAUGAUCAACAAGCUUUGCCACGAAUUUAAGAGUUUUAUCAAGAUAUAUGGAAUACUUCUACCCAUCUGUUCAUAGUUUAUGGACUGAUGUUCCACGUUUGUAUCAUUCCUUGCAUAUAAUUAAACCUGGAACAACAUGCACUAGAUUUAUGUAAGAAAUAUCUGUUGGUUUUCCAAAGGUUGUUAACAGAUGAAGUUUAUGUGCAAAACAAAAGGGUAAGAUAUAAAUUCAAGGAAGAAAAAAGUUGAUAGCUGAAAGGUAGAGUGUGUCUUUGAUAUAAUCCAAUUUGUUUUAUGUCAAAAUGUAAGUAUUUGUCUUCCCUAGAAAUCCUCAGAAUGAUUUCUAUAAUAAAGUUAAUUUCAUUUAUAUUUGACAAGAAUACUCUAUAGAUGUUUUAUACACAUUUUCAUGCAAUCAUAAGUUUCUUUUUUGGCCGGCAAAAGUUAAUUGUUCUUAGAUAUAGUUGUAUUACUGUUCACAGUCCAAUCAUUUUGUGCAUCUAGAAUUCAUUCCUAAUCAAUUAAAAGUGCUUGCAAGAGUUUUAAACUUAAGUGUUUUGAAGUUGUUCACAACGACAUAUCAAAAUUAACCAUUGUUGAUUGUAAAAACCA